AUGGCUGCGCAACGUCAGUCAACUGCACGACCUGCGCAUACCAAGACUACCGAGCCUUGCCAGAGCCCUAAGCCAAUCAAUCCUUCCCGGCAGAAUUCUAUCGUGGUACCAGUCACUGUUGACGAUCUCACCUUCCUCGACCCGGGUAACGAAGAAGCCAAGAGGGAGCUGAACCGCGAGGCUGAGCGGCGCACAUUGUUCCAAAAUGUGUCGAAUGGUGUACUUCAGAUACCCAAUGGUUAUCGCAAGGUUGAAGUGCUGAUAAUACGUUGGGAUGAGAGUGUCGACGAGUUCAAAGGCCACGAGCAAGAGGCCGCUCUGAUGUGGGAUCGCUUACAGCGAUACAAACGUAAUGUGGAGCUUGGACGACUCGAUCCAAAUCCAGAACGGGACGAGUCUUUUCGCAACGAAGAACCGGAAAAAGCCUCACUUGUUUUGCGCUUCUCGCUCAAAGAAGAGGCGCUCGGCAACUCUCAGGUUGAGAUGCUUGCCCGACAAUUGCCCGCAGUCUUCAAGGAGGCCGGGGUUCUUGUGCGGCGAAUGGAGUACGUGGAGCUUGAGCGACGAGACGAUGUAGCGAAGGCUUUCCGCGCCGAACCUGGAAGACCGUAUGAUCCAGCGAAAGCUUUCCGUAAGGUCGUUCACCAGGUACAGGAAAACAUUUCCAGCGACAAGAUCGGUCAUGGCGAGCAUGAGAAACAGUCUGCGACACUUAAGCCAAGGAAGCGCAAAAGCUCGUACUCAGACACGCUUCUGGCACCUAAGAGAAAUGCGAGAGAGAGCUCGCUCACGUCAGAGGAAGCCACCGAUUCAGGCUUGUGCACGCCGCCGAAGAGACAUACAAAGCCGGGGUCUGAGGCUCAUAAGUGCUGA
Alternaria ventricosa is the source of this 873-nucleotide messenger RNA. RefSeq lists its product as uncharacterized. Bases 1 to 873 code for a protein of 290 amino acids. NCBI's taxonomy places the organism in Eukaryota, Fungi, Ascomycota, Dothideomycetes, Pleosporales, Pleosporaceae. The transcript is spliced from 2 exons. The record is from RefSeq and is a predicted model, not a curated record.